Molecule: messenger RNA, 3408 nt
Organism: Physella acuta
Lineage: Eukaryota; Metazoa; Mollusca; Gastropoda; Physidae
Product: voltage-dependent calcium channel subunit alpha-2/delta-3
Cellular component (GO): voltage-gated calcium channel complex
Molecular function (GO): voltage-gated calcium channel activity
Source: RefSeq, a predicted model, not a curated record
CGCCAGGCGACCAUGACCGUGAUGACCCGAGGGCCAGAGGUCAUCACAAGUUUGCUCAAAGACGUCAAGCACAAAAUGGAGAACAUGCUGAGUAAGAAGGAAAAGGCUGUUUUGGCGCUAAAGAAAGUGGCCGAGGAAUCCCUCCGACAGUACGGUCCAUACAGCGAGUCUAUCACCUUCAAAGAUGUGAGCUACUACAACGCCAAGAAGAUUGUCAUCGACACGGACCUAAAGAACAUGGAGAACGCCUCCAUCAGUGCCAUCAAGGAGACGAUCCACUACCUGCCCACAGACUCCAGCAACCCGUGGCCAUUUCAGACACAGAAAGGCCGGCAACUCUUCAACACCAACUUUAGCUCCAUUCACGUGCCGACAAACAUCUACGACAAAUCCCCCCAGAUCCUGAAUGGUGUCAAGUGGAGCGCGAACAUGACUCAGCAGUUUAUCACCAACAGUCGCGCUGACCCCAGCCUGGCCUGGCAGUAUUUUUGUAGCUCGGACGGUUUUUUCCGGAUCUACCCAGCCAUGAAGUGGCCCAGUAACGUCAACGUUAUAGACACCUACGACUGCAGAAUGCGGAAAUGGUACAUCCAGGCGUCCUCCUCCCCCAAGAACGUCCUGAUUCUGCUAGACGCCAGCGGCUCCAUGAAGGGCCUGAGGUUUGUCAUCGCUACAAGUACUGUCAGCAAAAUACUCGAGACGCUUAGUGAUGAGGACUACUUCAACAUUAUAACGUUCUCUGACGAAGCCCGCUAUGUUGACGAGUGUUUCAACGACACCCUCAUCUCUGCCAACGCCGACAACAUCAAACUGCUGGAGGAGAAGAUCGACAACAUCAUGCCCCGCGCCAACGCCAACUUCGAGAAAGCUUUAACCAAAGCCUUCCAGCUGUUCUUAAAGGAGGAGGCAGAGUUCGGAGGUCAGACGCUGUGUAACAGAGCAAUUAUCAUCGUCACUGACGGAGCGCCGGAAAAUUUUGAACAAGUUUUUUAUAGAUUCAACUGGCCUCACAAACUGACUCGUGUUUUCACAUUUCUCAUCGGCAAGGAAGUCCCAGAGAAUCGGCAGACCAAAUGGAUGGCGUGUGUCAACAAAGGGGAGUUUACUCACAUAUCAACGCGAGCAGACGUUCAAGAAAAUGUUCAGAAAUACAUCAAAGUGUUGAGCCGGCCCCUGGCACUGAAGAAGGUCGAACAUAAGGUGUGGAGCUCGGUCUACCUGGACUACAUGACCGAGAAGAAUCCCAUCAAGAUCCCCAUCUCACGACCUCACCAUCUGGACGCUAACUACGACGACCAGUCGACAUACGAGGGUCUAGGUCUAGUGAUGUCCUUCUCGAUGCCCGUCUAUGACGUCAGAGAUAAAGUGGGUGAGCUAGAAGAGGUGCCAGACAGAAACUUGAUCGGAGUUGUCGGGACUGAUAUCAGGAUCAAUGACAUCAUCAAGAUGUUGCCUACGUUCAAGCUGGGCGUUCAUGGCUACGCUUUUGGUAUUACCAAUCACGGCUACGUCUUAUUUCAUCCAGAUUAUCGGCCUUUUCACAGCCCCACCCCUCCGAAGGGCGAAGACCUCCGCAACCAGGAGCGCCCUCUGAGGAUCCGCCCCAACUACAACUCCAUCGAGCUGUCCGAGGUCGAGCUGACCCUACAAGACGGCCCGGGUUGGGACAAGGAUCAUCCUCUACGACGUUAUCUUUUGACCAGCAAGUCUGGCGGCUACAACAUGACGCCGGCUAGUGUGUUAAGUCACACCAACGAAAUGAGACGUGCGAAAGAAAGAAAAAACAAUUACUUGUUUAUGGAGGUAGCCGACACAUUCAGAUUGGUGUUUGCUCUACCCGAAGGCUAUGGUUCCCGAUACAUUAAAUUAGAUGACAGCAGUUUACGGAGUUUUGACCAACUGUGCAAGGAUCAAGCCAAGUCCAAGUACAGCAAAUUUUACUUCUCAGCCUGGAUCUAUUGCUCUGAUGGAGAACAUUAUUUUCAAAUGAAAGAUAUUUGCCAGAACAUAUCCAUUGAGGCUCUAUGCGAUCAAGAGCACAUGCUCAGGUUGAGGAAAGACAUGGACAUUGUUCUGGAAUAUUCUAAAGUCUGGGAGGGUGUGCAGACUAGUCACAUCACAGGCAACACCAACAGAAAGUUUAUGUCAGAAUAUGACAAGUGUUGGGUCAACUCACGGGAGGACACAAGGUCUGAGGAAAAACAACGCUGCUUCGUGACGACACAUCGAGACAGGUACGGCAUCAAGAACAUCUGGAUAGGAACCAGCACCGGCUUGACCAGCGUCCUGAGCAGCUCCCAAGACCCUCUAGAACCAUUUGAUGUAGAACUGGAUACCAUCCAGAGCUUUUACUACCAGAUGGCUGUGGACGCCUGGGAAGAAGGCUACAGAUUUGUCUUCACUGGUCCGGUUGUCAUGUCUCAAAGGCCGAUUGACAUCAACACGAGCUACGUCACCAUAGCAACGGCUGAGCUGGUGGGACUCAACAGAUCAGCCCAAGUGCCGGCAGCCGUCGUGGCCUUCACCAUGCAGUACAGCGCCUUCUACGACAUCUUCGAGCAGCAGGUCUUCUCCUGCACCAACAACUGUCAGUACACCUGUAAGGACACAGAGAACUUCCUGUGUUACCUAGUGGAUCACAACGGUUACAUUUUGAUUUCUUCAGAACACGACAGAAAUGGGACCGGGAUGUUCCUGGGUCAACAUAAUGGACGGCUCAUGAGGGCGCUGCUAAAUGACAACAUAUUCAAAGUAAUCCAGAUUACAGAUUAUCAAAGUACUUGUGAAAUCAAAGUCGACAUGAAAAAAUCCAGUGCAUCAAGUAGCACCAGAAAUCCACUUCAGAUGAUUUCCAGAUUCUUUUUCUGGCUGAUUUCUGAAUUCGUCUUAUUUUUAUCGGACUGGAAUGUCUUGAGUUUUUUGCCUUCAGUUGGUGGAGACAAAGAGCAGUGUGAGAAGAACGUCGACGCCGAAGACCACCUGGCCAAGUUCCUGCUGUGUAAUUUCGUCAUCGACAUAGAUCUGAACGAGCGGUUCGAGGGCGACUACGUCUUCAACCAGCGUCAGUGCUCCAACAGUCUCAAGCGCUACAUGCUCAACCACCAGGAGCUGCAGGCUAGGAACAAAAGCCAAGCCUUCGCUGACUGCGUCUCUCAGUGUAGCUCCAAGACUAAUCAGUUCUAUGAGGCCAGGUGGAUGAACGAGACCAACAUGAUGUUUGUUGUCAUGGACGUCAGCUGUGUCAGCUGUUCCAACGACAGCGCCGAGAACAGCAGCCACCUGCUGCACUACAGCAGCGACGACCAGCUGUUUUCCUUUGACAUCCGGCCGGUGGAAAUUAUUUAUAUCCUUCCAAACUACAGGGCCACUGACUCGACUAUAGGUUUACAGUACUGGACUUGUAGCUAA